CACAUUUUCCCCCCACUUUCAACGACGGCGCGUGACACCACCCGCUGCAUCAGCGCGUGAGCAAAGACCUAAAAAACUAGAAAAAGACUAAAGAGCCUAUAGCGCCCACCGAAAACAUUUUUCUUACCGAACCAAAACACAAAAGCUUAAACUCAAAACAAAACACAAUUUUCAUCUCUCUCUCUCUAUCUCUAAAAGCUCUCUUCUACAAUGGAGAAUUCGCCGAGAUACAGAGAAGCGACGAAUCUGAUUCCAUCGCCGAGAUGUCACAACACCAACAGUUGCAGUAUGAGCAGUAGCAGUGAAACUAACAAACCACCAACAACUCCGACCCGACACAUAACCACAAGAUCUGAAUCCGGAAACCCGUACCCGACAACAUUCGUUCAAGCAGAUACUUCAUCCUUCAAACAAGUCGUCCAGAUGCUAACCGGAUCCGCCGAGAGACCCAAACACGGUUCAUCUCUUAAACCAAACCCGACCCAUCAACCCGACCCAAGAUCCACUCCUUCUUCUUUCUCAAUCCCACCAAUCAAAGCCGUACCAAACAAGAAACAGUCUUCUUCUUCUUCCUCAUCAGGGUUUCGUCUCUACGAGCGUCGUAAUUCAAUGAAGAAUCUCAAAAUCAAUCCUUUAAACCCGGUUUUUAACCCGGUUAAUUCAGCUUUCUCUCCCCGGAAACCGGAGAUCCUCUCUCCGAGCAUCCUCGAUUUCCCAUCUCUCGUUCUUAGCCCGGUUACGCCUCUUAUACCCGACCCGUUUGAUCGAUCCGGGUCAUCAAAUCAAAGCCCCAACGAGCUUGCGGCGGAGGAGAAAGCGAUGAAAGAGAGAGGCUUUUAUUUGCAUCCAUCUCCGGCAACAACUCCGAUGGAUCCAGAGCCUCGACUUCUUCCUCUAUUCCCGGUGACUUCUCCUCGAGUCUCAGGUUCUUCAUCAGCUUCUACUUCUUGAAAAAAACCCUAAUUUUUAUUUAUUUACUCGAUUUUUAUUAUCCUUUUGUGAUCUUAAUUAUAUAUUAUAAUUGGGAAUUGAGAUAAAUCCUGUUGAGAAUUAUACGAGAAAAAUUUGUAAUGUUGAGAUGUUUGCUAAAUCCAAAUUCGCGAUUUUAAAUCAUCGCCUUCAAUUGUAUUUUAAAUCUCUCCCUAUGGUUUUAUAUUGAUGAGUUUAUUCUGCA
Messenger RNA from Arabidopsis lyrata subsp. lyrata, 1174 nucleotides. RefSeq names its product VQ motif-containing protein 4. Lineage: Eukaryota; Viridiplantae; Streptophyta; Magnoliopsida; Brassicales; Brassicaceae. Bases 211 to 951 code for a protein of 246 amino acids. The record is from RefSeq and is a predicted model, not a curated record. The transcript has a single exon.